Lotus japonicus is the source of this 1612-nucleotide messenger RNA. Its product is annotated as protein SRG1-like. Lineage: Eukaryota; Viridiplantae; Streptophyta; Magnoliopsida; Fabales; Fabaceae. The transcript has 5 exons. The record is from RefSeq and is a predicted model, not a curated record. Bases 243 to 1307 code for a protein of 354 amino acids.
UUUUCUUUCCUUCUUAUAUCUUCCUUAUUUUCCUGUUUUAUAGCAGAAUUUUCUUCAUUCAAACAUGUCACUCCCUAGCUUCUAAGAUAGUGCUAUGCUAUAUGCUAUCUCAAAAACAUUGGAGAAGCAAUCUUCAAUUUUAGCGGAGACAAGUAUAUGCAGUUGCUAAUACGAUUUGUUGAAAAAAGUUGAAGGAUCUUCUACAUUGUUUGAAGCAAGAGGAUAUACUUCAGUUAAAGAAAAUGUCCAAACCUGCAACCUCUCUAUUGGUGUCUUCGGUCCAAGAGCUUGCAAAGCAACACAUGAUUGAAGUUCCAGAGCAAUAUCUUCAUCCAAAUCAAGAACCUAUUAAUGUUGUACCUAACACAACCUCUUCAUCACAAGUCCCAGUCAUUGACCUUGAUAAAUUGUUAUCUGAAGAUGGAACUGAGCUAAAGAAGCUAGACGCUGCAUGUAAAGAAUGGGGUUUCUUCCAGCUGAUUAAUCAUGGAGUCAAGUCUUCAUUGGUGGAAAAUGUGAAGAUAGGUGUUCAAGCGUUCUUAACUCUUCCUAUGGAAGAGAAGAAGAAAUUUUGGCGAACCCCAGAAGAUAUGCAAGGGUUCGGUCAAUUGUUUGUUCAAGCUGAGGAUAAAAAGCUAGAUUGGGCAGAUUCAUUCUUCAUCACAACUCUUCCCUCAAAUGCAAGGAAUCCUCGCUUGUUUCCAAAUGUACCUCAACCACUCAGAGAUAAUUUAGAGGCUUAUUAUUUAGAACUGAGAAGAGUUUUCAUUACAAUCAUUAGCCAUAUGGAAAAAGCUCUUGAGAUUGAACCAAAUGAAGUGCUCAAGUUAUUUGAUGAUAUAUAUCAAACAACGAGGUGGAAUUACUAUCCUCCAUGUCCCCAGCCUGAAAAUGUGAUUGGAUUAAAUCCUCAUUCUGAUGCUCCUGCCUUAACCAUUCUUCUCCAAGUUAAUGAAACCGAAGGCCUCCAAAUAAGAAAAGAUGGGAAAUGGAUUCCCGUUACACCCCUCUCCAAUGCUUUUGUCAUCAACGUCGGAGACAUUUUGGAGAUACUGACCAAUGGAAUUUAUCAAAGUGUUGAACAUAGAGCAACCAUUAACUCAGAGAAAGAGAGGAUUUCUAUUGCCACAUUUCACAGGCCUCUUAUGAACAAAGUUAUUGGUCCAACACCAAGCCUUGUUACACCAGAGAGGCCGGCGUCGUUUAAAAGAAUAGUUGUGGAAGAUUACUACAGAACAUUCUUUUCACGCAAGCUACAUGGAAAAUCAUUGCUUGAUGUUAUGAGGAUUGAAAAUGAGACUGGUUAAUGCUAAAGUUACUAGUAUUGUGUAGAUAGAAAUUUAAAUAUGUAUACUCUGGAAAUAGUUACACCACAAUUUGUGUUCCGCCUUUUAUCAAUUCUCUCAAAUGUAAUGUUGAUGGUGUUGCGAAAGGAUCCCGCGACUAGUUUCGUGAUAUAAAUGGGGUGGUGUUACGUGUUAGGAUGCUUCUCUAAGAAUUUGGGAGUGGCUUGGGGUGGUGUUAACCCCAUGACAUUUGUUUGGUAAGCGCUUAUUCAUAAGCCAUUUUUAAAAGCUUUCUUGAAAUAAAUUCAAAAUUGUUCAAGGUGGUA